CACUGUCAGAUGUCAGAUAUCUAAGUUAAUGUUUUAAUAUUGAGUAGGGUGUAAACAUAAUUUAUGUUAUUUUAUUAAGUUACAUCUUUUCACUACAGAAACGUAAACGAUCAUCAUGAGUUUGCGACCCGACGACCAUCGACGGAAGUGGGAUAAAGAUGAAUUCGAAAGAAUUGCAGCCGAAAGAUUAAAAGCGGAAAUAGAAGAAGAAGAGAGAUCUAAAAAAAAAGCUCCACCAAUCAAAAGGGAACUAUUGAAACAACGUGAUUAUAAAGUUGAUUUAGAUUCAAAAUUAGGUAAAAGUGUUGUAAUUACGAAAAAUACACCUACUUCACAAUCAGGGGGCUAUUACUGCAAUGUUUGUGAUUGUGUUGUCAAAGACUCUAUUAACUUUUUGGACCAUAUCAAUGGAAAAAAACAUCAAAGAAAUCUUGGCAUGUCCAUGAAAAUUGAGAGAAGUUCCUUAGAUCAGGUAAAAGCAAGGUUUGCUUCAAAUAAACGUAAACUAGAAGAGAAAAAACAUGAAUAUGAGCUUGACACACGACUUAAAGAAGCAGCAGAGGAAGAAGCACGAUUGAAGGAACUUCGUCGUGAACGGCGUCGGGAUAAGAAACGCAAGCUUCAAGAAACUGAAGAUCCAGAAGAUGGUCCCGCUCAAUCAGAACUAGCUCAAAUCAUGGGUUUCUCUGGAUUUGGGGCAUCAAAAAAAUAAUAAUCACACAAGUGAACUAUCAUGUCUGCAACUGCAAUAGAACACUUCAAGCAGCAUUUAGUUAAAAGUAUUCUUUGCCAAGCGGUGAAGAUGAUUUUUAAAUAUAAAUAAGAAAUAAUUAAUUUUUGUUCUGAAAAUUAUGUACACAUAUCCAUAGUAAAGCUAAUAUCCCCCUGCCCAUUAAAAACUGAAAAUGACAACUCUAUUAUAAUAUACAAUGAGACGUAAUCUAUUUCAAAUAAAGGCAUAUAUUUUUUCAUAUUACACUAAAAUAAGACUUAAUAAUUAUUUUAA
Molecule: messenger RNA, 1006 nt
Organism: Vanessa atalanta (red admiral)
Lineage: Eukaryota; Metazoa; Arthropoda; Insecta; Lepidoptera; Nymphalidae
Product: zinc finger matrin-type protein 2
Exons: 3
Coding region: 116-712 (198 amino acids)
Biological process (GO): mRNA splicing, via spliceosome
Cellular component (GO): U4/U6 x U5 tri-snRNP complex; spliceosomal complex
Molecular function (GO): zinc ion binding; nucleic acid binding
Source: RefSeq, a predicted model, not a curated record